UAAAAAUUCUACUUCCGCCACUGAAUACCAGUAUAUAUCUAUGUCAUAGUAUAUUCUAUGUAUAAUAUGUGAUGAUUUCCCUAUUUUUACCUUCCCUUCAUUCUCCUUGUCUCCUCUCUUUCUUCUUGUUAUAAUACUUCUUCAACUUCACCAAGGACUUCAACAUGGUGCUAGCUACAUCCUCUGAGAAAAUACGAGAUAUUGAGCUUCCAAUUAUUGACCUUUCAUUAGAAAGAUCUGAAGUAUUAAAACAUAUAGUGAAAGCUUCGGAAGAGUUUGGUUUUUUCAAAGUUAUUAACCAUAAAGUCCCUGAAUUCAUCAUUAAAAGAAUGGAAGAUGAAAGUUACAGCUUUUUUUCCAAAACUUCCUUACAAAAACAGUGUGCUGGUCCAGCUAAUCCUUAUGGCUAUGGCUGCAAAAACAUAGGGUUUAAUGGAGAUAAUGGAGAAGUUGAAUAUUUGUUACUUCAUGCCAAUCCUUUGUCUAUUUCUCAAACGUCGAAAACUAUUUCCAGUGAUCCAAUCACGUUCAGCUCUACAGUGGAUGGUUAUGUAGCGGAAGUUAAGGAGUUGGCAUGUGAGAUAUUAGAACUGAUGGCACAAGGAUUAAGGGUCCCACACAUCUCUGUCUUCAGUAAAUUUCUCAGAGACCUUAAUUCUGACUCUCUCCUCAGGCUCAAUUACUAUCCUCCUUUGAUCACUAAUAACAUUCAUCAACUCAUUAUUCAUGAUCUUCUUGAGGAUGACAUUACGGACGCGUCACCUAUAAGCAGUGACGAAGCUAGAAUUUUCAGUAAGGAAGUUCAGACGUGUCAUCAUCGUCAUCAACAAUGUAAAAUUGGUUUUGGAGAGCAUACAGACCCUCAGAUCUUGACCGUCUUAAGAUCAAACGACGUAGGUGGUCUUCAAAUUUCACCUCAAGACGGUUUAUGGAUACCUGUCUCACCUCACCCCAAUACUGCUUUCUCUAUCUUUGUGGGCGAUACUUUACAGGCUCUGACGAACGGAAGGUUUAAGAGUGUGAGGCAUAGGGCCAUAGUAAAUUCGUGCAAAACUAGGAUGUCAAUGGUCUAUUUUGGUGCCCCAGCACCCCAUGCCAGAAUUUCUUGUCCCUCAGAGUUGGUCACACCACACAAAUCUUAUCUCUAUAGGCCUUUCACUUGGGCUGAGUAUAAAAAAGCUACUUAUUCAAGAAAACUUGGGGACACUCGUCUUCAAUGUUUCAGGGUACAAUCAGAUAAUUCUGAUGAAAUUUUAAGUGAAUAAUCCUACUCUAUAUUGCUCGAAUUCUUUAAAAAUGUUAUUGGGUACGUGUCGGAUUCUCCAAAAAAAAUAUAACUACAAUAAUAUUUUUGAAAAAUCGAAGCAACAUAGAUCCCGCUUUUACAAAGAAUGUGGCUUGAAGGGGUUCUAUAAUCCCCAAAGGGGAGUUUUGCACCCUCCCAUUCCCUCUAUUUAUUUUUUUUGCCUACUAUAGGAUUAACUAGGGAAAGUGUUAAAUAAAAAGUGUAUGUUGGUUUUUUUUUCUUGUAAU
This is a messenger RNA of Nicotiana tabacum (common tobacco), 1533 nucleotides long. RefSeq names its product gibberellin 2-beta-dioxygenase 2-like. NCBI's taxonomy places the organism in Eukaryota, Viridiplantae, Streptophyta, Magnoliopsida, Solanales, Solanaceae. The record is from RefSeq and is a predicted model, not a curated record.